AUGGCUUUAAUAAGAAAUGAUUCUUUCCCUUCUGUUAAAUCGGAACUUGAUUUAUUUCUCAUGCCUCCAACACAAACUGCUAUAGAAAAAGGACAGUGGUCAGAGUAUCACCCCAUAUCGAACAUUCAUGAUGGCCUCCCAAUCGAAUUUAAUAUAUCGGGGACUUCAGAGGAGUAUUUGGAUUUAAGUGCUACGCAACUGUAUGUUAAAGUAAAAGUUUUAAAAGAUAAUAAACCUCUACCUGAAAAUGAGAAAAUUUCUCCGUGCAAUUUAUUUUUCCAUUCUCUUUUUUCUCAAGUGGAUGUAAUGUUGAAUGAUCGUACUAUCACUUCUUCGAACUAUAAGAAAAGUUUUUUAACCUCUGAAUGCUUUUACAAAGAUACCGCUGGUCAUCUCGACGAGACCGACCCAUCAAAAGAAAACGAAGGAUUGAAAAAGCGUUCCUCAAUGAUUGCUAAGGGAAAGGUAUUAGAAAUGAUCGGAAACUUACAUUGCGAUCUUUUCUAUCAAGACAGACUGUUAUUAAACAUGAUUGAUCUAAAACUGAAGCUCAUUAGAAAUAAACCGGAGUUUUGUCUCAUAUCUCCCGAAAAUGCAAAGUAUCAAAUAGCUAUCGAGCAUGCAUCUUUGUUUGUGCGUAAAGUUAAAGUUAGUCCAGGUGUGUUAUUAGGUCAUGCAAAAGCCUUAGAAAAAACAACAGCUAAAUAUCCUAUAGACAGAGUACUAUGUAAAAUGUACUCUAUUCCUGCUGGCUCAUUUUCCUUUUCUCAAGACAACGUUUUCCUAGGACAGCUUCCGAAAAGAUUGGUUUUAGCCUGUGUGGAUAACGACGCAUUCAACGGCACUUAUACUACUAACCCUUUUAAUUUUAAACACAAUGAUGUGAAUUUCAUAGGUGUUUACGUUGACGGAAAUCCUGUGUGUCACAAACCUUUAACUCCGAAUUACGAAGAUGAUCAGUACAUUCGUUCUUACAACAGUUUACUCUUAGGAAGUGAGAGAUUAAGUAGCAAUAAAGGAAUUUACAUAAAUAGAGACGAAUUUUCAAAAGGAUAUACAUUGUAUUCCUUUGAUCUCUCUCCAGACUUAUGUGACGGGAGUUAUCUUAACUUAAUUCGUCAGGGAAAUUUAAGAAUUGAACUGAAGUUUUCAAAACCUCUUCCUAAAACUAUAUCGUUAUUUGUUUAUAGCGAGUUUAAUUCUAUUAUCGAGGUGACGAAGAGUCGUUCUGUUAUAUGUGAUUUCUCAGUAUGA
This is a messenger RNA of Parasteatoda tepidariorum (common house spider), 1254 nucleotides long. The record is from RefSeq and is a predicted model, not a curated record. Lineage: Eukaryota; Metazoa; Arthropoda; Arachnida; Araneae; Theridiidae.